Messenger RNA from Hypoxylon fragiforme, 2771 nucleotides. RefSeq names its product plus-3-domain-containing protein. The record is from RefSeq and is a predicted model, not a curated record. The coding region runs from base 408 to 2192 and encodes 594 amino acids. Gene Ontology annotation, cellular component: Cdc73/Paf1 complex. NCBI's taxonomy places the organism in Eukaryota, Fungi, Ascomycota, Sordariomycetes, Xylariales, Hypoxylaceae. Gene Ontology annotation, molecular function: RNA polymerase II C-terminal domain phosphoserine binding; DNA binding. The transcript is spliced from 4 exons.
UAUGUACACUGGCACUGGUACAGCCAAUGUCAAUCCAAUGUCCAUACAACUUGAACAUACAUAGUUACAACCAAUUUACAACAUCACUCCAUUACCUCCAUUUAGCAUCACACACCAAUUCUUUUUCUCAUUCUUUCUUUGCACGUAUCUUGAACAUCCUCUUUUUGAUUUAAUAGCCUAAGAUUUAAUAGACUAAUAGGAAGUUAGCCUCGUUGUCUACUCACUUUUACUCGAUUCACCUUCCUAUCAUUCCCAUACGUACUACCUCCUUGCAAAGCCUCGCGCCGCAUUCGCGUCGCAUAACAUUUAUAGAGCGUUUUUCUCUUCUUCGACAAAAAUACCUAUUCUUUCUUAAUUGUUCAUCAACCUCAACGAAAACCUCGUAGCGAAGCCCGCUUUUUAUCAGUAUGGCUGAUGUAGACGAUGAACUCCUAGCCCUUGUGGGCGGCGAUGAGUCCUCCGAUGAUGAGGCAGAGCAAAAUAUCGGUACAAGUCGUUCUCUAUCUGGAUCGCUAGGUCCCAACACCUCAAGCAAUUCAAAGCAAAAGACCAAGAGAAAAGAUGAUGAUUCAGAUCAGGAAGAAGGCGAGGCUAGUUCCAUUGCUUCUCCUGCAUCGCAGAAUUCCGCGCCGAUGGACGAGUCAGAUUCGGAAUCAGACGCUUUUCAAACUACCAAUACCAACGGGAAAAUGGAUGACGAUGACGAUAACAAAUAUCCCGUCGAGGGCAUUUAUGCCAGCGAAGCAGAAAAAGAUGAAAUUCUAGCUAUGCCUGAGCUUGAACGAGAACAGCUGCUUGCCAGACGUCAGGAAGAAGUCGAUCGCCAGCGACAGAACACCUUACUGCGUCGAUUGUUAAAGACAAGAGAAGAUGACAGUCAGUCAGCUAAGAAACGUAAGGCUAGCUCCGCCGACCUCGAUGAAACUCAACGAAAGACCUCACGACAACGAACCAGAGUUGGUGGCUCAAAAGUGGGCGAAACCAGUGUGGGUAUUGAAUCAUUGCGUCGUGCUCGAGCCGAAAAGAACGAUCGCUUGCGUCGCAGAGAAGAAGACAGAGAGCGCAAUAAGAAGACACACUCAGCCUCCCGUGGCAGUGACCGUGAUGAUGGUGAUAGUGACAUUGACUGGGCUGGACGAUCUCGCGACCGGCGCACUAGAUCACGCACUCCUGAAGUCAAGGAAAUUCCACCUAGCGAUCUACAUGACAUCGAGCGCUUACGAAUUGGCCGUAGCCGCUUUGCUAGAGUCUGCUUCUAUCCUGGAUUUAACGCGGCUCUUACGGGCUGUUAUGCCCGAAUAGCUCUAGGACCAGAUAGUGAGGGUGUCGAUGUUUACCGAGUAGCCCUUAUCAAAGGUUUCACUCAAGGAAAGCCCUAUGCCAUGGAGAAGGAGAAUGGCCACCACUUUGUCACGGACCAGUACGUGAAGGCCGCGCAUGGUAAGGCCGAAAGAGACUGGCCAUUCAUCAGUUGCUCUGACAAGAAAAUCACUGAGGCCGAGUUCAAGCGCUACAAGGCGGUUUGCCAAGACGAGGGUGUCAUCAUACCCAAGAAACCAAUAUUGGAAGCUAAAAUCGACGACAUCAACAACCUUAUGCAUCGUUCCUGGACUGAAGCUGAAGUUAAUGCCAAGAUUGAGCGAGAGCGAACCCUGCGUGAGAAGUUCGCCCCAACAGAACGAAACCGACUGUUAGACAUGAUUGAGGAAGCAAGGCGUCGUGGCAAUGAUGCCCGUGUCUCGGAACUCCAAAACCGGCUCGACUCCAUCGAGACUCCACGUCUAGCUUUUAGAACCAGUCUAGCACCAGCCCCGAAACCCACGAGCUUGGUACCUUCUCAACAGGAUCGUCUAGCAGCUUUGAAUGCUGAGAAUCGCCGACGCAAUGCAGAAAAGGUCCGCAAAGCACAGAUAAUGGAGAAGGCCAAGUCACGCAUGCAGGCGCGCCAACCACGACGCGGGGAAAAUGGUGAGUCGACACCGGCCAGCGGUGGCAGCCCAUCACCAGGAAACGGAGCCUCGAAGCAAUCAGAUGCUGCGAAAGCGCCUCUUCUACCCCAUUUGCAGAAGCUACAAGCACAAAACCACCUUGCAGGGAAGGAUAAGAAAGGGGUCCCACAGAUCCACAAGCCAAUUGGAGACGAUGACAUUAUUGCCGCACUAGAUCUGGAGAUUGAUGUUGAGAUCGAUUAGGCGCAACAGGCGUUGGAGGCAUCCAAGAUAACGCGGGUUUCAGUUUACCACCGUGCCCCAGGAACGAACUCACGGAUUAAGUGCUUGAACAGUUGCAUGGCUUGGGAACUUGGAAUUAACAAUAAUUGAUGAGGGGUGGCUGCUUAACAGCUAGUCUGACUCUGCUCUGUGUAGGUAGUAUCCAGAGCCAGAUCAAUAAGUUGAUGGCAUCGGAAGAGAGCAAGAAUACAAAUCAUAAUGAGAGUAGCCCUUCGUAGUUAUCUUGUCAUGUGGAUGAUUAAGUAAUUUGUCGUGGAUUGUGCUCAAUGAAAAGGGGACAUCCAAUUCAACGGAGCAUGGCCAUUAUUUGGGUACGUACAAUCAUACAUACCUAUACCGCCAAACUUGAAUAGUUGAGAGACCAACGUCUGUCAGGAAAUUCAUGAUAACCAACGCCGUAGUAUCUACGCGAAGGUCGAGCUCCACGGAGUACCCCGGAGCGCCGCCGUGGUGUACCGUGGCGACCGGGAUCAGCCUACUUUGUUAGGAUAAGUAUGAAUUCGAAGCUCUGGGUGAUAAAGCAGGGACACGAGGUGUCUG